AUGGAAUUAGAGAAACAAAUAUACAAAUUCCACUAUUUCUUAACAUCGUGGAAAUACGCUAGAGUUUCAGCAAAAAUUCUAUUUUUAGGGUUGCUAGGGAUAUCAUUAUUAUUUAUAGGCGUAUACGUAUCUCUUUGCGUCAGACAAGGAGAAAGGAGAUUAGAAUUUUUAUAACAAGACAAUAGUGUAAUUUCUCAAUUUAACGAGAGUGUUGUUUACACAGUAAAUAUAGUAGAUCAUUCAUUCAGCAAUCCCUUAUUACAAAUGAAAUUUUCAUUUAACAAAUAUCUAUUAACACUUAGACAAAACAUUGCAAAAGAUCAUAAUAUAACUUAGGAAAUACUUUUUGUGGAUUCAAACAAUUAUUAAUCAAAUUUUGAUCUAUUUUUUUUAAACUUUGUGGAUAUAGAAACUAUGUUUUUAGUUGAUUUUACAAACUAUUUUACAGACAGUGAGAACGACAUUUUGAUUUAGAAUUUAAAAACAAGAGAAUUGUGGUAUUGGGGAAGGAAUUCUUUGAAAAAUGAUGAAUCUACCUCUUUUUACAUUAAGAUGAUAAGAAAUAUCUUUUUGUGUCAAUAGAUUUUAGUAACCAUAUUUUUUGUCUCCUGCACUUCAUCAAUCAUAAUUCGUCUAUUUUUGUUAUCUGUGCCUGCAUUCUCCUAUAUUAUAAGUACAAAUUAUCCAUUAUAAUUAUAGGGAGCUUACUAUAGCUAAUAUUCAGGUAGGAAUAGGAAUUGAAUAAUCAGGGGAAUCAAGAAAAUUGGAUUGGAAUUUACAUAAGGUUAUUGGAGAGAAAUAACAAAGUUAAAUAUUACAUUAUCUUUGCCUUUUUGACGAUGAUAUUCUUCUACACAGUAAUUUAUAAUCAGGGUCUGGAUUAAGCAACUUAGUUUAUGUUUGGGAAAAGCAUUCCAUUAGGAUUAAAUAUAUAUUUUAUGAUGUAAAAUGGCUGAACAUAUUAGAAUAGUAUUUAUAAAUGAAUUGCAAGGAGUUUUAUUUUUAAGAACAAGAUCUUCAAUUUACUUUGUGCCAAAAUACAUUUGUUGUUACUACAUUACAUAUCUAUAUUAUCUCGAAUAAACAAGUAUAAAUUUAAUUAAGUUUCGGUUAUGGAUUCUAUUAAAUAGGUUUAACAAUAGUGUUUCUAAUGAGUUUGAGUACAUUUGCUGCAUUUUUGUACUUCUUUGAAGUUCCUGCCUUGACUUGGUAAAGAGCGUCUUUUUAUACUCCAACUGAAUAGCGACCAAGAUGUUA
This is a messenger RNA of Paramecium octaurelia, 1257 nucleotides long. The record is from the annotation of a GenBank genome assembly. Lineage: Eukaryota; Ciliophora; Oligohymenophorea; Peniculida; Parameciidae.